Molecule: messenger RNA, 1869 nt
Organism: Daldinia loculata
Lineage: Eukaryota; Fungi; Ascomycota; Sordariomycetes; Xylariales; Hypoxylaceae
Exons: 1
Coding region: 326-1516 (396 amino acids)
Source: RefSeq, a predicted model, not a curated record
UGACGGCUACCGGCAUAGGUAGUUCCCCGCAUCAUAUGGUUUAUUAAUUGGGCCUCAGAAACAAAUCGUAUGCAUUAAUGUGACCGUUUGAAAGAAUGGAAGGAAGGCACGCUAUGCUGUGCGACCGCAUAUAUUUCUGAGGCCUGUGAGGCAGCCAUAGGAGGUACAUAUGAACCUUAGGCAGGCUGAGCAGGCAGCGUGUUUUUAUUAUCGUCAAAAUAGCGGGGUUAUAUUAUAUUCCUCCUUCUCAUAAUAAUAUUCCAUUCAUUCAAUCUACCUUAAGGCUUCUACCUAAUUGUUUCAAUUACCAAUACCAUAUCGAACAAUGUCGUCUAAAGUUAUCGCAAAGAUUUCUCCUUCAGAUCUCCAGGGUCUUGAUGCUCCUCCUACUGCAUCUAUCACUGAUGUCAAAUACCUGUCUUCAUACAAUUGGAUUGAAUCACCUAAACCCACCAUAGCUGUCCCUGGUAGCCCAGCACUCUGGUCUGCGCCAAAGGUUCCUCAGAGGCUAAAAAAGGACACUGGCCUUAUCUAUAUUGCCCAAAAUGCGGCUCGUCACCCCGACAGUCCACUCGAACCCCUAUUCCGUGCUCUCUAUAUAACGGACCCAUCCUUUGACAUCCAAUCCGUCGACGUCGUGACUGAUCGAAAUAAUAUACGCAAACUUCUGACAUUUAUUGAUCCUACUGCUUCGAGAAACGGACUCGAGGAGUUCACUAUCAACAUCGAGGUUAACAAGAAUACUGCGAUAUUCAGCCGCGAUGAAACCGCCACCCAUGAGUUCAUCGGCCCUAAUGAGUUUAGGGGUUUCGGGCACGAAUUUGAAAAGGCCUGUACAACUAACAAGAUCGUUGGUAGUACUGGACACCAUAGAAUCAUCUCGUACCGCUUUGGAGGACUGAGCAUCAUCGUCCGCCAUGAGACAGACGGAUAUGUGGAUACCAAGACGGGCCCGUCGUCGUCUUCUACCAGUAAAGAGCAGUCGCCUGUUGAUUUGACAAGCGUAUUCGAAUCACUCUCUUUGUCGCCGACGAACAGCAAUGCGGGGAAUGCUACCAAAGGAUCGAAGCUAGUUGUCCAACAAGAUGGCCAAGCAGUGCCUCUCAACUCGACGCUUGAAAUCAAAACUCGCGUGUCCCACAAGCCCCUCGAGAUUCGAGAGGUCGCACCACAACUCUGGGUGUCACAGACCCCUAGGCUAGUACGAGCUUAUCAUCAGCGUGGAGUGUUCCAGGUCCCGACGGUGGAAGAUGUCACUGCUCAAAUCAAGAGAUGGGAACAGGAUAACCAAAGACAUUUGAGAAAAUUGGCUGCAUUGAUCCGUAAAAUUGUCAAUAUCGUGAAGGAUUGCAACGAGAGUGUGACGCUUAGGUAUGACGCGAGGGAACGCAAGUUGAUUCUGUCGAAACUCUCGACCCCGAAGAAGAUGCUCCCUCAGGACUUGUAUUCGAAGUGGGAUGUGAGUAGUGAUACCAAGACGGGGACUGGUAUAGACGCUACUAAAGUGAAAGCCUAGAUUGCAGCGGUUACACUCUUCCAGAAGGUCUUAGUUAGCAUUUCAAGAUCAGCGAGUUAGUUAGAGUAUAGCCUGCUAUAUAUGGACGUGAUUGCGUUAAUCUCUUCCUGAUCCUAUGUCCUGGUCCAUUACGGAAUAGCAUUGUAUAAAGAUUAAAACAUGUAUUAAUCUAUAUGAAAGAACCGUAUUUCUAGAUACGGUCCCUUGCCCAGGGAUGUUGGCGAUCAUAUCCAUCGCAUAGAGCUAGGUCGCGCUCAAAAUCGCCAUAUUCCUCGUGCGUCUCGAAAUGUGUAGUCCGUAUUAUCUUUCCGCGCUCAGGGGGUUGUAUUACUACAUGGUCCUUGAGGUGUUCU